ACCUCUUUGCCUAUAAUGACAUCAUUUUAGGGAAAAAAAAUAAUUCAACAAACAUUCAUGCUUGAAGAAUGUUGAAAGUUUGUCUGCUAUUAGAAUGGGCGGGGAGUAAGAGGGACACCAAAACAAAGAGAGCCUGCCUGUUCUCUCAAAGCUCCUCCAUUGCUUGUGUUUCUGCUCAGGGAAAAAUUGCCAUUUCUUUGUCAGCUUUUAUCCUGCGGGUGGACCCUAGCUGGGUGUUUGUUUUCUGUAGUUUUGCCAAAUCACUUUGAAGGCUGGUAUGAGCAUUGAUCAUGUCCUGGAGCCUUUCCUCUUUGUUCUGUCAGCAAAUAUUAGAAAAUGUACCUUACAUUAUCUAGUUGGGAAUAAAGAGGUUGCCCUGCCUGCUCCCAGAGAGCAGCACUUUUAUGUUUCAUGGUCGUCACUCCUGAUCCCGUGGCAGGCCCUGGGGUGUUUGUCAGCGGAGACAGAAGUAGAGCAGUGCGGGACCUGAACCGAUGCUCCUAUGGGAUGCUCGUGUUGCAGGCUGCAGCUUAGCUGUGCCACGGUGCCAGUCCCAAGAGAAUCUCACCCCCUAAGUCAGAGGCUGCAGAUUGGCAUAUCUGGUUGGGUUGUCUGGUUUGUGCAUUUAUUUUGUUGGGUGUGCAGUAUCUCCUAUUUUGGAACCCAGCCUGGGGAGAUCAGAACUGUCUCAGGGGCGACAACCCCAGUAUGUGUGCAAUGAAGGUGCCUGGAAGACAAAGGAUCAUGAGCAGUUUGCUUCAUCUCAGGAGUAGGAUAAGCCCCAGCUGUUGUGUGGAAGCUUCACUCUAAGUUCCCUGCCAGGCCUCCCCGCGUUAUGAUUCCUUGGAUAUUGGCUCGGUCUGGCUUUUUGGGAACUCUGAGGCAAGAAGCCAUAGAGCUGUGAUCUGAGGGCAAGUCCUUUGGAGUAGCUGCCCAUUUGGUGGAAUUCUUUAUGCUAUAUUCUUCAUGUCUCUCCAUUUUACUUCCUUUUUAUUUUUUAAACCCUUUCCCAUAUUGAUCUUAGAGUUUUUAAAACAAUUUUUUUGAGAGAGAUGAUCAGACAGAGUGCUGUUCUAUGUUUACACUCCAAAUGUUCAGGAGCUGGAAACAGUCCAGCUCUCCGUGUGGGUGGCGGGAACCCGCUGCUUGGGCGAUCACCUGCUGCCUCCCAAGGUAUGCACUAACGGCAAGCUGGAAUAGUACCAGACUGGGGAUUCAAACCUAGACACCUUGAUACAGGAUACUAGUGUCUCACUGGCAGCUUAACCACUGCGCCACUCUAGUACUUUAUUAUUGGCAGAGCAUUUUUGUUCUGAAGUUUAUUAAAGUUCAUGCCAAUUGCCUACUUGACUCUAGCCAACUCAGCUGCAAUAGUAAAGGGACUUCACCCAGCUAUGAUGCUGGUCAUUCUGCUAGAAUUAACUGUAUUACCUUCACUUUAUUAGGAAGCUGUGCCUGUUUUACUACUGUGUCUAUCUCCUGGCCUGUCUUAAGACUUCACAAGGACAACAAACUAGUAAAUGUUUAAUGGGCCUUGUCUUUGUCAGAUUGACUUUUUUUUUUUGCAGCUCCUAAUAUUUGCAAGCUGUGGGAAAGUGCUUUCAUCUUUAGCUAAAGAAAUAACAUCUAAUUAAAAGCAAAACUUUUAGACUUAUAAAUUAAGACCUGCUAUGCUCCCUUCCCCUCAGACCAACUGCAGUAAGCAACAAUUCCUGUGGGUUGAAAGUAGAUGGAUUUCUAAGUCUGAUACUUUUCUCAGUGCCUGCCUGCUUCGACUUCCUGUAAUUACUCUGACAUGGUCAUCUCGUGUGUGGAGCACCAUGAUUCUACUGCCUGCUCUGGAGCUCCAUUUCUGUAAAACGGUGGCCACCAUGUCAUUGAAGAUCCAGACAAGCAAUGUUACCAACAAGAAUGAUCCCAAGUCCAUCAACUCUCGGGUCUUCAUUGGAAACCUCAACACAACUGUGGUGACGAAGUCGGAUGUGGAGACCAUCUUCGCCAAGUAUGGCCGUGUGGCCGGCUGCUCCGUGCACAAGGGCUAUGCCUUUGUCCAGUAUUCCAACGAACGUCAUGCCCGGGCAGCUGUGCUGGGAGAGAAUGGGCGGGUGCUGGCUGGGCAGACCCUGGACAUCAACAUGGCUGGAGAGCCCAAGCCCAACAGACCCAAGGGGCUAAAGAGAGCAGCAUCUGCCAUCUACAGUGGCUACAGCUUUGACUAUGAUUACUACCGGGACGACUUCUACGACAGGCUCUUCGACUACCGGGGCCGCCUGUCACCAGUGCCCGUGCCCAGGGCAGUCCCAGUGAAGCGACCCCGGGUGACAGUCCCUUUGGUCCGGCGCGUCAAAACCACCAUACCUGUGAAGCUCUUUGCCCGCUCCACGGGUGCCACCACCAGCUCAGCCAAGAUCAAAUUAAAGAGCAGUGAGCUACAGACCAUCAAGGCAGAGCUGACACAGAUCAAGUCCACCAUCGAUGCCCUGCUGGGCCGCUUGGAGCAGAUUGCACAGGAGCAAAAGGCCAACGCAGAUGGCAAGAAGAAGGGCGACAGCAGCAGUGGUGGCGGUGGCAGUGGCAGCGGCAGUGGUGGUGGCAAUGGUGGUGCAAGUGGCAGUGGCAAUGGCAGCGGCAGCAGCAGCAGCAGCCGGCCACCUGCCCCCCAAGAAGACCAGACUUCUGCGACAGACACAACCCAGGGAGAAGCCCAGGCCCGGGACGACCGUGAUGAGGAGGGACUGCUGACGCAUAGUGAGGAAGAGCUGGAGCGCAGCCAGGACACAGAUGCAGAAGAGGCGGCUUUGCAGUAAGCAGUCUGACAGGAGCAAUGGCUCCCAACAGGAAAAGGGCAUCGCUGUUCCAGGCCUCAAGCCAGGCACCCAUCCCUAGGGGUGCCAGAAGAGAGCAGGCAGCAGGCGCCUCCUCCCCACACACAUCCCAGCCAGUGCUACGUCUUCUGCAGGUGGAGUUCCUGGCCCAUGCCUUCCCCAUGCCCCAUCCUUGUCUGUAUUGCUCAGGCCAGAGGGCAGAACACAGAAGUUUUCCAUCACUCUGUCUCCCCU
Ochotona curzoniae (black-lipped pika) is the source of this 3059-nucleotide messenger RNA. RefSeq names its product RALY heterogeneous nuclear ribonucleoprotein (gene RALY). Gene Ontology annotation, cellular component: nucleus. Lineage: Eukaryota; Metazoa; Chordata; Mammalia; Lagomorpha; Ochotonidae. The coding region runs from base 1671 to 2807 and encodes 378 amino acids. Gene Ontology annotation, molecular function: RNA binding. The record is from RefSeq and is a predicted model, not a curated record. The transcript has 10 exons.